UUCAUCAGUUCUCUUAUCACCAGCUAGCCGUCAACACGGGUUAUCCCUUUGACUGAGCUCAGGGAACAAAACGGCAACUCUUAGUGGCCCAGGUGGACAAGUGAAAAAUUUUUUUGGAGGCCAUCACUGCCUGAGCGCAGAAGAGUAGGCGUUGGUGAACGUGAGCGUGUGGGAACGCUUUUGUAUCCGAGACUUCUCUACCGACACCAGCCGUGUGAGUGUGUAUGUGUGUGAGCGCGCGCGUAAGGAAGCAACACUUGGUUCUCUCGGGGGUGCGCCACCCUGCCCCAUCCGGUGCGGCCUGAGGUCCGCCGCCGCGCUGAGAGAACGGGUGAUAACAGAUACCAGCCAAAAAAAAAAUGCCAUAUAACCCAACAAACCAGACCGCCAUAAUAUAAACAACCCAAAACAAACACCUUCAACCGUCACGCCAAAUUUUGAUCCCCCCAAUUUUCCUGAGCAGCCGUACGCAGAAAAGCUACCGAAAAUUGCAACAGCAAUCGAAAUCACAGCUAUGCCUGAAGUGUUGCCACUUUCUGGCAUGGCUGAUACCGAGCCGGACCUGUCGACGUUCGAAAACAAGUCCGGCCUGGCGGAGGACAUGAAGUUUUUGGCCUCGAUGCCGGAAUUGUGCGACGUGACGUUUUUGGUCGGUGAAACGCGGGAACCCGUGUGCGCCGUCAAGGCCGUCCUGGCAGCCCGUUCGCGGGUCUUCCAGAAAAUGCUCUACCAAGCUCCAUCACCGCAACGCAAGAAAGAACCACCACCCAGGGAGAACAAGUUGCGGCUGUUCCUGAAGCGUUCGUCCGAACCGCUGCUCAAUCUGCAGAAUGCUGCUCAGCAGCCUGCCGGCCAGCAGCAUCAGACGUUGAUCAUCGAGGAGUUCGAGCCGGAUGUGUUCCGUCAGCUGAUCGAGUACAUCCACACUGGCUGCGUCACGUUGCAGCCUCGCACGCUACUCGGUGUGAUGAACGCUGCCGAUUACUACGGACUGGAGGAGCUGCGUCGAGCCUGCGGUGGAUUCGUGCAGUGCUGCAUCAACGUGGACACGGUUUGCGCCCUGCUGGCUUCCGCCGAACGCUACAUCCAGUACAAGUGCACUAAGAGUCUGGUGCAGAAGGUGUUGGAGUUCGUGGAUGAGCAUGGUAAUGAGGUGCUGAAUUUGGGAAGCUUUACGCUGCUACCGCAGCAUGUUGUGCGUUUGAUUCUGGCUCGGGACGAGCUGCGCGCCGAUGAGUUCACCAAAUUCCAGGCUGCGUUGAUGUGGAGCAAGAAGUACUGUGACACGAACCAAACGACUCCCCUGAAGGAGGUGAUUGGAAACUUUUUGGAGUACAUCCAGUUUCACAAAAUUCCGGCUAACGUUCUGAUGAGGGAGGUCCAUCCACUUGGUUUGGUUCCGUACUCGAUUAUCAUGAAUGCCCUCGCUUUUCAGGCAGACCCAACAAGUGUGGACCCCGGAAAGCUCUCCCCCAACUCCAGUCGAUCCCACCAUCAUCACCAUCAUCAUCAUCAUCAUUCGAAGUCUCUCCCGAAAAUACGUAAAGCCAAGUCCCAGAGUUUCCGCACCCGUCGCAGUCCAUCGGAACGCAAAAGUUUCAUUUCACCGUCACCGUGGAACUUCAACGUCGAUCAGCGCAAGAGUCCGGUCAACAGUCUGCAGCAACAGAUCCAGCAGCAUGUGCCCAGAUCACCGGGAAGCUCUUCGGCCCACUUCGAGCACCGAAGUUCGAUCAGCUCGCAGAAGAGCCCGGUACUGUCACGGCAGAGCACAUUGCGAUCAUCGCAUCGCCGAAAGAGUAGCUUGGGUGCAUCGUUGAAUCUGAGCCAAGGACGUAGAAGUCCGAAUAGUAUGCUAAACGACCGCAGCCCACAGGGCCGCAAAAGUCCUAACCUUCUCAUAACCGACCAAAUGUACACACAAAGCUUUCAGCUUGAUCGUAAAUCUCCUACCGCCAUGUCUUUCUCUGGACGGCGUAGCCCCUCUGGUCUGCGAAGUCCAUCCGGGCUGAGAAGCCCGUCCGGUUUACGCAGCCCAUCGGGCCAACGCAGUCCGUCAGGACAUCGCAGCCCAUCGGGCUUAUGCAGCCCCUCCGGACGUCGCAGUCCUUUAGGUUUCAACCUCCAGAGUGAAUAUUCCAAUCUGCUCCAGAGUCACGUGGAACGUUUUUCGCCAAAUUCCCUCAGUAGUCACUCGGUUCCGGAUCGUCGAAGUCCCACCAUACAUCUGCCACCAGAACGCAGCCGCAGUCCGAUUGGCUUCCAGUCUCGGCUCGGUGGCAGUUUCUAUGGCGAUCGUUCGGCUCGUACCAGUCCGACAACCCUGGGCAGUAUUCCCCCCAUCACCAUCUCGAACCCUUCGGAAACGUACGAAAUCGUACAGAAACCCAUGGAGUCGGAUCGCAGUCCGCUGAAACCGGAUGCACCAUCUGUUGUACCAUUGUCUACCUCUGCCCAGAAGCCAACAUCGUCCACAGCUGGAGCCACCACUCCCGGGUCGGUCAGCUCUGGCACGACAGCACCCGAGAAGAAGGAGAAAACAAGCGUGAUGAAGGAGAUCCUAGCGUUUGUGAGGAAACCAUCCAAAAAGGUUACCACUCGAACCAGCAAAUUUGCUGCCGCAUUUUCACGAGCUGAAGGCAGCGCUGGCGCUCCGCUGAUGCGUCAAAGUACCUUCUCCAGCAUUCCAAACACGUCAAGUUGUGCCGGUCGCAACGCUAUCACGAAGCAAAUGUCGGAGAUCGGCUUUGAGCCGAUCAUGUCUUCGUUGAAGCUGAAGGCGGUCGGUUCGAAGAUGUCCCUGAAGUCACUGCGAAAGUUUAGCAGUGAUAGGAAGGACAAAAAGUCUAGUGGUGAUGAGAUUAGUGAUAUCGAGAGUAGUGACGGUGGCAAGAUGGAAGGAAGUAAUCCGUUGGAGCUGCCGUUUGAGCUGGAGAAUGUGCGCUUUGAGAAGGUCGGAGAUUCCUACAUCAAGCACGACCAGAUCAAAGAAGAGGACAGCCCGAGAAGUUCACAGGAUAGCGGCGAUGCGGAAGAUGGACGGUUAAAGAUUACGCCGAUUAGUGAGAUCAAGAAGUCGCUGGAAGCGCUGUUUACUCGGCAGGAGCCGAUUGACGAGGCUGCCGAAGAUGGCAGACGGGAUUCGGAGGCGGUGCAGUGUCCCACGUUCGAGAUCGAACCUCCGUCUAGGCGGGCAUCGUUCGAUCCUCCCCGUUCGCCCUAUUUGGAGAAUUUACGGAGUUUGAGCGAUACGGAUCAUGAAGCCAACCAACACAGUAGACUGGAUUCCGGUGGGGAUAGUUUUGAACUGAUCGAUACGACAACCGAUCGCCGAGGGGAGAGUAGUGUCAGCGAUCGGCAUUCGUCUAUGGAUACUAGCUUCGAUAUGAGCCGUUAUCAAUCGACGAGCUAUGAAGACCAGAACUCGAGCUUCGAACUGGUUGAGUUGGAUACCUCGCAAAAAACAUCGGCAAGGGAUGAAAAGAUUUCCCCCUUCGACAUUCGCAAGUCCUCGAUCGAGCUGGUAGAUCCGGAGACAUUCCAUCGAUCCUACCCGGAGGGUAGAAAAUCCUCUCUGGAAACACAUUUCGAUCUCGCGGAAGGUUACCACGGGACCAGUCCGCGGAGUGCCGUUACGAUCACUCCGAAGGCCCGCAAGCAAAUAUCGGAACCCGGCCGAAACCGAGAUCAUCACCACAAGGUGGGCAGCAUGAAGACCCACUAUUCUGCACCACAUCGUGCCAAAUCACCAUUGUCGAAUCAAACUUCCUCGAACUACAGUUCCCGUGACAGCUACGAUUCGAUCUUCGAGUCCUUACCUCACUGCGAAGUCCGCAGCCCGUUCUCGGACCGAGACUCCAAGCAGCACUUCCAGCUGCCCCGUAAAUCGUCCAACGAAUCCUCGCGCUUCCUGUGUACCGACAAACGCUGUGCCUCAAUCUUUGAGCCUCGUCCCGCUCGUCUUUCGUCCACCCACCUGGACACCUCCAGUGGCAGCGAGUUUGAGCCGCCGUCACCGCGGAGAGCCGCCAGUGCAUCGCCAAAGCACACCUUCACCUUCCGGAUCGUGCUGAAGAAGGUGGACAGUUCGCCGGAUGCGAUUUGCCCGUCGGCCGAGCGACGCAAUCGGGAGAAGCCCGACAAGCACAAGCGGCGCGAUAGUCGCCGCAAGAAGCUGCUCGAAAUUGGCAAGAGCUUCUAGAGUGCUCAAAGUUUUAAAACGUGUUUAAACAGUAUUUAUUAGCCAGCCAGCGUUUUUUGACAUUCUAUUCGUGCACACACAAUUUUACAUCGUUGUUUACUGUCACCUUGAUCAAAUUGAAAGUCAAACUUAAGAAUAAUCUCUUUUCCAUUUUGCGAUUAUUUCCCGAAUAUAGAGAAGAAAAAAACUUUUUGAAGCCGUAUUUUGGGUGGAAAAAUUACAUCCAGAACGUGUACAAAGUUCACCUUUUUCCCGACAAGUGCAUUCCGUUACUUCCGUAUUGUGUGAAUUUUGUCGAACUACAGUACAUAUAUUCAUUCCAGUGAAGAAGCACACAGUUUUAAGGUAACUCAAAGCACUGAAAUUAAAAGUUAAAUCAAAUCAAUCCCUACGAAGCAAAAAAAAAUAUAACGUGUUCAAAAUGUGAAAUACUCUCAAAUACCGGGUAAACAACAGCAGACAUUAUAACAAACUACAGUGUAUUCAACUAACCGACAGUGAUCAAAAUCUAUUAUAUCAACAAUUAUAUAGUUAUUCUUCCCCAAUACGCAAGCGGGUGUUUUGCAGUACAAGUAUAUCAUCACAAGUACACAGUAAAUAAUUCUAAACAAAAAAAAAAAAAACAUUUAAAUCACAGUGUAUACAUUCGGACGUUCCGAUCAAAGCAGGCCUCGAUUUGCCUUUGUGGGACAUGACAUUUCAAAGACGGCGCUGCACUGUCUUCGCGCUGUCGAUCGUAAACUAUCAAGCUCAACAACACGGUUACUAUGUUGACUUUUACACUGCUUGCUCAGAAUUUUGUUGAAAAGAGAAAAACGCUCUGCUUAUAUAAUUACAAUUUUUUACUAGAAAUUGUUGCUGACCACAAAAACGCAAUCAUGACGCCAUAUUGUUUGGACACCUUUCCUCUUUUUCGUUUAUCUUCUGGAAGAAGGGGCCGUACCGAAAUCUAACACGUUCAGCUAAACAAAAUAUAAAGUUCGAAAAAAAAGUUAUUGUUAUUUGUUUCUCGUGUCUAUAAUUAGCAACAAAGUAAUCUUACUAACUGUCUGUUUUUUGUCGAUCGCCCUCUUCCUCUUGCGUACCACACAACUAACAAGUACAUGUUACCAUUGUUGAUAUAAGCUUAGCUUUGAUUGAUAUUUAAAAAAAAACUACAGCAACCGUAUUGAGCGAGGUUCUCUCUUUCCGAGAGAUCGGAAAGGUAGAGCGAAAAAGAUGGAGACACAAGAAAAAAAAACUAAAGUUUACAAACUACCAAAUCGUUGUUUGAUCGAGUGACACUUAUUUACAAUCGAACUUACCCUGAAGUGACGUAACAUCACACAACUAAAUUCAACCUAGGAAUGAGCAAAACCGAAAAGUCGAUAUCAACUGAAAUGGAGAGAUUCGAAAUUGGGAUGCAACAAAAAUGUUACCGAAAAUGUCUGAAAAAAGAAAUCUAAAUAAAAUCCAUUCAUUAUUCCAUUCACACACCCUCACAUCCAUUAUUCGGUGUAUGUUGAUUGAUCUGAAAAGAA
Wyeomyia smithii (pitcher-plant mosquito) is the source of this 5721-nucleotide messenger RNA. It is a transcript of the gene gprs, whose product is annotated as serine-enriched protein. NCBI's taxonomy places the organism in Eukaryota, Metazoa, Arthropoda, Insecta, Diptera, Culicidae. The record is from RefSeq and is a predicted model, not a curated record. Gene Ontology annotation, molecular function: protein binding. The transcript has 7 exons. Bases 515 to 4201 code for a protein of 1228 amino acids.